AAAACAGUGAGCUGCUCAAUCCUUUGUAACAAUCAAUUGCCAGAUUUAUUUGAAGGAUUAGAAAUACAUCAAUUCCAAACCAAAGAUUGACUCAAGCUAACUGAUUUAUUACUUUCAGAUACUCUUGAUUCCCAAUCGUUUACACGUCACCUACUAAUCCUUUUUCUAAUAACAGUAACCACCACCACUCUAUAGAAAAAUGAAUCACGAUCCAUACAAGUGGGGUAGACCCAGCAAUGAGACCUAUGGUCAAUACAAUCAUCACAUAGCUAACGCUUCCAUUCAAAACACAGAGUCAGCCAACUUGGAUAACUUUCCUAAAAUGAAUACUCAACAACCUAUAGUCACCGGUACAUCUGUCAUUUCUCUCAAGUUUAAAGAUGGUGUUAUUCUUGCAGCAGACAACUUGGGUUCAUAUGGUUCUUUGGCUCGUUUCAACAACAUCGAAAGACUUGUACGGGUUGGUAAGCAAACGGUGGUUGGGAUUUCAGGAGAUAUUUCUGACUUGCAACAAAUUGAAAGAAUCUUGGAAGAAUUGGAAACUACAGAAGAUAUCUAUGAUAGUGAUGGAGGUCAUGAACUCCGGGCUCCACAUGUACACGAAUAUUUGUCCAGAGUGAUGUAUAACCGUCGUUCGAAGAUGGACCCAUUAUGGAAUGCUCUUAUUGUUGGAGGGUUCAAUGAUGAUGGAUCACCAUUUUUGAGAUAUGUUGAUUUAUUGGGAGUAACGUAUGGUUCAUCCACCAUUGCCACUGGGUUUGGUGCUCAUCUUGCCAUUCCAUUGUUGCGUCAAUUGAUACCAUAUGAUAAGGAUUAUGUUGAUAUCACGGAAGAACAAGCCCGUGAAUCGAUCUUGAAUGCUAUGAAGGUUUUAUUCUACAGAGAUGCUCGUUCUAUUGAUAAAUUCUCUAUGGUUACCCUUCGUCACAAUGGUGAAGCAUCUUUUGAAAAGAAUUUGCGUUGUGAAGGUCAAAGAUGGAAGUUUGCCAAAGAUAUCAGAGGUUAUGGUAGUGCCCAACAAUAGAUUAUAUAUCAUUAUAUAAUAGAAACAGAUAUAAAG
This is a messenger RNA of [Candida] anglica, 1060 nucleotides long. NCBI's taxonomy places the organism in Eukaryota, Fungi, Ascomycota, Pichiomycetes, Serinales, Debaryomycetaceae. The record is from the annotation of a GenBank genome assembly.